Molecule: messenger RNA, 1394 nt
Organism: Castor canadensis (American beaver)
Lineage: Eukaryota; Metazoa; Chordata; Mammalia; Rodentia; Castoridae
Gene: Higd2a
Product: HIG1 hypoxia inducible domain family member 2A
Biological process (GO): mitochondrial respirasome assembly
Cellular component (GO): mitochondrion
Source: RefSeq, a predicted model, not a curated record
CGUCCGAGUUCUGUUUCCACUGCUGUUGCUCCGAACAUGUCAGCUCCCGGCCCUGCGACUCCGGAGGCACCCUUUAAACCAUCGCAGCCCCCAGUCAUCGAGGGGUUUCUUCCCACCGUAUACAGCAAUCCGGAAGGCUUCAAGGAAAAGUUUAUUCGCAAGACCCGUGAGAACCCAAUGGUACCCAUAGGCUGCCUCGGCACGGCGGCCGCCCUCACCUAUGGCCUCUACUGCUUCCACCGAGGCCACAGCCAGCGCUCGCAGCUCAUGAUGCGCACCCGGAUCGCCGCCCAGGGCUUCACGGUUGCAGCCAUCUUGUUGGGUUUAGCUGCAUCCGCUAUGAAGUCCCGCUCCUGAUCCCACGACCGGGUCUUGAAAGCUCCUCGGAGAUCAUUCCAAAACUCGGAGCAACCACCAGCCCUGCCAAAAGACUUAUUUCCGCCUCUCCUCUGACAGGUCCCUGGGUCGUUGAGGGAGAAAGUGGUGGCUGUAACCAAAAGAUUUUUUCAGAAAUCCCAGAUACGGUUUAGUUUGGGUGUAGCAUACUAAUAUUUGCGCUACAUCCCUUCCACUCCCUAUUUAAUAAACUCUCAUCCACAUGUAGUUUGAAGAACUCAUUCCGUCUCACCCAUGGUCUUUGGUUUUAGGAGGAAACAGACUGUAGAUUGGAGUAACCCUUACACUUUCUUUCUUUCUUUUUUUAAGCAGUGUUGGGGAUUGAACUCUGGAGUGGCCUUUAGAUAUCAUAAGCCUAGUGAUUCCAAACUUUGCUGGUAACAGUUCCUGGGACACUUGUUAAAAGUGCAGAUUCCCAGUUGCCUCUCCUUGAGAUUCUAGCUCAGUGGGCCUACAGCGGUGCUAUUUGACAGGGUAGGGGAGAGGAGAUGGAGCAGCAGUUUUCAAACUUUCAGUAAUCUUCAGCUGAGCCUGCUGUCCUGUCAGGGUUUUCUGCUCCUCACCCUACUCCCACCUCUUGAGAGCCUCGCCCCACUGAUUGAGACUGCCCAGAUUUUUAUACAUAAAAUCUCAACCAGGUAUUCCUGGUCUGAUCAACUCUCCAGUGUUGAUUGGGGUACCUAGACUCCUCUAAUGGGUGACUCCUCCUUUUUCAACAUAAGCUUCAAGCUGACAAAAGGGAAAAGAGUGAAGAAGACACGCAUUCUUGAGGCCCUGACACAAUCUAGAUCUCUGAGUAAAGGGUGUGUGACUAGAGCCAGCUAAGUUUCUUGUCUCUACUAUGGUCUCAGCUUGGUGGCAGAUUGUAUUGUGGUGAUCCCUGGCCUCAAGAUACAAGGAAAAUUGCCGGGUGCUGGUGGCUCACACCUGUAAUCCUAGCUACUUAAGAGGCAGAGAUCAGGAGGAUCACAGUUCAAAGCCAACCCAGGCAAAUAGUU